This is a messenger RNA of Polyodon spathula (Mississippi paddlefish), 7139 nucleotides long. Its product is annotated as ligand-dependent corepressor-like. The record is from RefSeq and is a predicted model, not a curated record. Gene Ontology annotation, cellular component: nucleus. The transcript has 7 exons. Lineage: Eukaryota; Metazoa; Chordata; Actinopteri; Acipenseriformes; Polyodontidae. Gene Ontology annotation, molecular function: DNA binding. The coding region runs from base 856 to 5826 and encodes 1656 amino acids. Gene Ontology annotation, biological process: regulation of transcription by RNA polymerase II.
UCCUACCUACUGUAAAUGGAGCAUUCCAAGAAUUUUUUUCAGCCAAUCAUAGCUGACCUGCAGGGUGGGAUUAAUAAUUCCAGAAAAGGCAAAAAUUGAAACUAACCCAAUGAAAAUCUGUACGUGACUGUUGGCUAAAACUACACCCUGCCCCCAAAUAGGGUGAUUGGCAAAGCGAAAGUUUGAUGUGCACAAGCUUUUAGCGCAAGCCUAUUGUGAAUAACGAUUUAGAAAUGCCCUGCGGUGUGAUUAAAAAUACAUCUCAAGAUUACUGAAAGUUAUUUUCAGGGCCAAGGUUUACUGACAGGUGAGUACACUGCACAUAAUUGUCGUGCGAAGGUCACGACGAUGUGGGUUUUGAGAUAUAAUUCGACACAUUUCAAUUAAAAUGCUAAGGCAAUGUGUGUUCCCGUAUGUAUACUUUUAGUCUCUAGCACGGCGAUCUCAUUGAACCUACACACGAGUGAGAGAAAAACAGGCUCGACUGAGAGAGAAGUGCAUAUACAACGCGACCUUACGUUACACAAGGUAACUCCUUGUUUUACUAUUUGCGAUGAUUUUUACACAGCUCGCUAUACUUUGCACUCUUGGCUGGAUUCCACAAUUGAGCGACGGAAACGGUCAAGGGUUGUCCUUUAUUUAAUUAUUCGUACGAUUGGUAUUCUUUAACUAUGGACAUUCCAGUGAAGACAUGUCAGAAUUUAUCAGUCAAAACUGCUAACUCUUCAUUUGGGUGCUAGGAGAGGGUGACGAACACCGUUCUGCUAAACUCCACCUAUAUACGUGAGUACGGCGACGUGCCCGCGAACACCCAGGCCGCAGAACGUGCGCGCCCGCGGGAGGGGCCGACAGAAAAUGGCGAGUCUGUGCAAAAGGCAGCAAUGCACGAUCGAGAGGCGCGGCUUUCGGCAGGAACUCGAUUCGUGGAGGCAUAAACUAAUUCACUGUGUAGGGUUUGAAAGCAUUUUGGAAGGGCUGUUUGGGCCAGGACUCGUAAAAGACCUCACCGUAUUUAAAGAUCGUGAGCCAGAAGGUGUUUCUGAUUGGUCAUUCAAUAAAAACUGUCUCUUCUGCUGCUUAAGACGAGAAAAAGUGAAGGAGCAUUUAGUUGGCUUAGACAAGCAGACCCUGGAGGCUGGGGAGAAAGCCCUUUGCAAACAGGAACAGUCCAAAAUCCACCGACUUGAGAAGCAAGCGGAAGAGUUCCUCCAUGCAGUCUUCUACAGAAAAGAUGUCCCCAGGGUCUCCGACCCCCACAUUCCUCUAGUGGCUCGCGAGAUAAUGCAGCGAAUGAUCCGACAGUUCGCUGCGGAAUAUACCUCAAAAACCAGCUCUUCUCAGGACCCCAUCCAGCCCAACGGCACCAAGGACCAAAGCCUGCCGAAAGCACCAUCACUCGCGUCUGCUGCUGCCUCUGCACAGAACCCCGUUCUCAGCAAGCUUCUCAUGGCUGACCAAGACUCUCCGCUGGAUCUCACUGUUAAGAAAUCUGAAUCCGAAUCGAGUGACCAAGACGGAGUACUUGAUUUGUCCACCAAGAAAAGUCCCAGCCCAGGCAGCUCAUCCCUCAACAAUUCUCCCAGCUGCUCCACAGCCCCCCUGGAGAAAGGUGAUUCUGAAGACUUGAGCCAGGCCAAAGCAAUAGAUGACAAGCCUUCCUCUCUGGAGCAGUUUAUGGCCAAACUGUGCCCCCAUCACCAGAAGCAGAUUGUUGAUGCCUUGGGGUUCCUGCAGAAUGAAGUAAAGCCUGUAGCUUUCUCCACUCCUUCUCAAAGUCCACAGAAAGUGAGCGAUGGUGCCAUGGCAGAGACAGACUGUAGCCCUGUCUGCCAGUUGCAAAUAACCAUGGCCCCUGGCACUGAGCAAGAGACCAGCUCCCUGAACCCCCCUUUUUCUGAUUCUCAGAAAUCCAUUGAAAUUCCAACCACCACGGGAAGCAUUAGUGACUCCAUAGAAGUUACGAGUGCACAAAACAACCCAAUCGAACAAGCCUCUCUGACUACAGCUUCAAAAGGAAACGCAGUUCCUGCUUCAUCUUGCGCAUAUAGUUCCAUCCCCCUAGGCCACCUCCCUCUAAUUUCUGGAGAUCUUAAAGAAUUGAAAUGCAACGAAACUGAAAGAGAGGACAUUGGACGCUCUGACAAGGUGAAAAGCAACCCAAGUGGCACCGUUUGUGUCAGUAAAGUAGAUGUAGCAAAUAGGGGUAGAAGCUCUUGUCCCACUGAUGGCACUUUAGACGAUCUGCAGAGCAGCUCAGAAACUCCUUUGUAUUCAGACUUUAAGGGAGCUUCCCAAUGUAUUGGUGUGGCAUUGGCACCAGGAAGCCUCCAUCCUUCACUAGGAAGGACUGGUCAGCUUUUUGAUCACCUCUAUCAUGCAGACAAAAAUGGCUCCUUAGGUGAUACCAAAGAUGUGUGGCUUGGCCUGAGCCCUGAUAGAAGGGCAACAAAGACUACUGUUUCUUUCAGAUGCUCAAGCUCCCCUGCUUCACCUAAGACAGCCCGAAAGAGUAUAAGGAGGCCCUAUUUGAGGCCCCGUAGUUCUGCUCUGUGCCAGAUCGUGAAUGACCUUGAUAACCAGUGUGACAUUGUUUACAUCAGUAAGCCCAUUACUGAAUGUGAGCCGGUGCCACAGAAACCUAUCUUCUCCCAGCGAACUGCUAGAAAGAGCACCAGAGGCCACAUGUGCAGCGAAGAGUACUGGGAACUGAAAACUGUCCGCACACUGGCCCGGAAAUCUGCUGCCAAUGAGAAGGGCAACUGCCCCUCUCUGAUGCCAGAAUCUGUUACUUUGAUAACACCUAAACAGGUGCUAGCCAUGCCAGAUAGUGUCCCACCAACAGAUGUACCCUUUGCUGGCAGCUGUGGCGAGACCCUUGGACAGAAUGCACCCUCAAAGGAAACACUGGUCAAGGAGAUCGGUGGAGGUGUUUAUGCUGUGGGUCAUGAUGCUGCGCGGAUUGUUGAAACCAGUAAGACCGACCAACCUCGGGCCAAAGAUGGCACCUCCCAACCUUUAAAAGCUCUACUUUCAUUAGUAAAGAAACACAGCAAGGAAACGGAGCAGCAGCAGACAGAAAUGCCUUUAACUAAUGAAAUAUGUGCUAAAACCGUGAUCCAGACAGAUCAGUCUGAAGAAGAACCUUCCAGCAGUAGACAAAAGGAUGAGAAAGAAUUGGAUUCAGGGCAACUGGAAGAAAUCCCAAUAGCAGCAGCAGUGAGAGAAGGCAGUGAGCUGGGAUCAGAGAUGCUCUUGGAAAAUGCUGUCAAAGCCUGUGCCAGUGAGUUGCAACCCACAGCAAGAUCCACAUCUCCCAUGAUGACUCCUGAUGAUAAUCUACAAGUAGAGGACACAAGAAAUGAUAUAGGAACCAUAAUUGAGACCCUGGAGCUGCAGGAGUCAGAACAGCAGGUAUUACAUCUUGUGAAAGAUAAACUUGUUCUGCAACAGAGUAGUGAAAGUAUCUCUGCUUGCGGUUCAAAGGAUGAAGAAAUGGAAGAAGAAUCGGACACUGUAACGGAAAUGGACGUGAAGCAUGAAGCACUGGCGGUAGAUGAUGGAAGGAGCACUCCUGAAAAUACAUGCGUGAAAAAGCGGCACCGGAAAGUGUUUGCCACUUCAGACAGGCUCCUGCGGAGUCGGCAACAGAUAAGGAUUUCUGAUGAGGCCCCAUCCAAUAUGGGAGAAACCACAUCAGAGACCACACCCAGCCCUCUGCAGGUUCCCGAGCUGCAAGUCACCCUGUUUAAAAGUCCUGGAGCCAAACGUUUCCGCAAAUCAGUGGAGUUAAAACGGACAGAUUUAGUUAGCUUCCCAGCAGACUGCUUCCACAAGACCAUACUUGAGGGCAUUGGUGAUCCAGACAACAUGCUGGAGGACUGCUCUGAAAGCAGCUCUGAUGAGGAGGUAGAAGAGAAGAAUGUUUUGCGGACUAGACAGAAUUACAAAUCUAUGUUGGCCAAGGAACUUGAAAGCGACGAAGUCAGGGAGGGUGGAAGUGUCUCUACUUUCGAAAACGAACACUACCGCAAAAGGGAAGGGCUGUGGGUAACAGUGAAGGCCAAUUCGGAGAGGAGGAGAGUGCUUCUGUCAGAGGAAGAGGGGAUGUCACCUUUGCUGAACAGUGAACUAAUGGAAGGCAAACCUGAUGACUCCAUGGGCAAGAUUCUCGAGAGAUUUAGCAAAGUGCAUCCUGAUAAAGGCAGUAACUGCUUGCUGAAUGGGAGGGGAACAGUUAAACCCCUGACCUCCAAGGCAUUAAUGAGGCACAAGAAGCGAGUCCUUAAGUCUUACAACUUGGAGUGUCCUGAGGUAUCCAUGGUAGGUGGAAGAAAGGGGAUAAGUAAGCAGUAUCAAGCUAGGGCUGAUGUCGGUCUGCAUUCUGAUCCGUUUGGCUUGACAAAUGUUGACCUCUCUGUGAAAGACCCACCCAAGUUCUUGGAGGUUUUGACAGAAGAGGAGAACCAAUACCUCAUCACCAACCUAAACGCCAAGUAUGAGAAGGUGCACAAGGGCUGGGUGCAGCUGGAGAAGGAAGGCCAGCCUGCACCCAAACCUAAAAACAAAGCAGACAGGCUCAAGGAGAUAUGGAAGAGCAAACGCAGGGUCAGAAGGUCGAAAGCUCUGGAUCAACAGAGAUUUUCCCCAGUGCAGAUGCUAUUCAUGAAGACCUUCAACCUUGCCAACAUUUGUCAGUGGUUCCUGGAAACGACUGAAACCAAGUCUCUUGUUAUAGUCAAAAAGAUCAACACUCGUCUGCCAUCUGAAACUCAGCUUUGUUUUCAUAAUUCCUCUUCCAGUGCUGCAGGGUCAUCACGUGAUGUCUACCCCAGCAUACAAGCCGAGCGCUUGAAGAAACAUCUAAAAAAGUUUGCAAUGGCCUCCCCAGCCAAGAACAAUUUAAAGAACCAAAAGCUGUGGGCCAGAGCAAGUGAACAUACAUCUGCUAAUGGCAGUAACAAAGAGAGGCUAAGAAAAGAAAUAUCCAGUGCCACUCGUAUUUCCACUAAACCCAGCAGUAACCAUAUCGCUCCUAAGAUGCAAGUAGUUCAAUGUCAGAAGACCCCUCAGGGGGUUAAGAGCCCGGCAAGCGCCAGGAUCCUUAGGAAGUACUCCAACAUCCGAGGGAAGCUGCAGGUGCAGCAGCACAAGCUAAAGACAAAUGAGACCUCUGGAAUGGACCACAAGAGUAUGCAUAUGAAACCUCUAAAGUCUCCGAUCAUGGCCUGUGGUCCCAAAUCAGGGGGUCUACAGAGGGGGAGACCUCAAGAAUCUAACAAGGUGAAGGAAAAGAAAAUUUUAAACAGGACCAAGGUUGAUGCCCCUCCUGUGACCAGAAAGGUGGCUGCAGAGGAGAAGGUAACCAAGAGCAACAGCAGACCAUCUGCUCUGUGCAGCAGAAACAGGCACAAGAAGCAGCAGCCGCUGAAGAAAACACCAGUGACAGCUCGAAAACCUCAAAGAAUUUCUGUGGUUGCCAAGGUUUUAGAAACAAAACAGAAAGGCAAAAGGCUUGACACAAAACAACCCAAAACUUACAAAGAAGCAGAUAGGAGGCAAGAAGCUCCACAGUUAAGAGGUAUGCGGUUUAACCCCAAUGAUCCCAGUGACGGAAAAGACCAGAGAAAGUGUCUCAAGACGAGAGCUAUGACCAGCACUUUUCCCCCACUUAGCAAGGUGGCUGUGGUUUCAUCCCAAGAUCAGGUGCUGACUCGCUCUCAGCGAAAGCUUGAAGUUUCUGUAAGUUUGGGGCUACAGACAAGAAAGAGGGUGAAAGACAUACAACCUGCACUGGCCAAACGUACCAGAAGGUCCAGCGUCAACUAAAAUAAACGUUUUGGGAAGCGGGUGGUGGUGGUGGUGGUGUGGUUUAUAAUGUAGAUGAGGUUGUGUUUUGGGAGACAAAUAGAAAAAAGUAACCAUGUAAAAACUAUUGUAAAGUGAAUAUACGUUCUGAGUGUAAAACUUGCAUUAAAGAUGUUUAAGCUCCCUCCAUAAGCUUGAGCAAGCCUUUAUAACCAAAUAAAAAAAAAAAUACCAGUAAACAAUUUACAGGAAGGAAUGUGCGUUUCUGGGAAAGUGUGAUAAAGAAGUUUUGACUAUUUGGGCAGUAUGUACUGUAUAAUACACACCAACAAGUAUUAGGACACAUGACUAAAUUCAGAACUGGAGGAGGGGUAUUUGUUGUCUGUUUUACCCCACUCACUGAGCACAUAAUUUUGUCGUACAGUGUAUCAUAUUGUACGUAUGAGAUGCAAUACAUAUGAAAAAUUGAAUAUGUUUAUAGGUGCUGCAUAUUUGGUGUUUCUAGUGUCUUUUUUUAUUUAUAGUUUGUUGAAGCUCAUAUUCACAAUGCUUCUGCCCUAGUUUUUUCUCUGUAAUGUAAAAGGUGAGCAUAUUGGUCUAGGUCAGAGCAGUUGCUAUCACUACCAUUGUUAUGGAAGAAUUAAAGUAUAUUUACUUAUGCUUUGAAUAUAGACUGUUGUUAAGGGGGAGCUAAUGGUGUUCUACCAAAUCACUAGACGGCAACAUACUGUAUAACAAUUUAGGAAAAGUGAGAGAUGGUCAAAUUCAGAUCCUUUAGUUAUUAGUCCAUUUAAGCAAAAUAUUCAAAUGAAUAAUCUGUACUACAAGUGCUGUGGUACCCCACGUGUAUUCAUUUACUGCAUUUUUUGGACCGGAAUGUGGACUUCAAGUCUCGUACCACAUUGAAGCCACUGGUACCAAUAAUAUGUGUGGUACUUGAGUUACUGCUGUAUGUAUUUGAAUAGGGUGCAGUUAUCCAGUCAACUGUACAGCACUUCUGUAUGUACAUUAUGUCCUAAUACAUGUUGGAGGGGUGGUGUGAGAGAGACAGACAGUAUCGUGAGGAAGGAAGACUGGUGCUGAAUACAGCUCCAGUCUGGUAUUAAACUGGGCUUGCAAUCAAAGAAGGGUCGAGGAGUUGAAUCAGGCAAGGGGGCAGUGCCUUAUUGAUUGUGGUUUAUAAGAUGUAUGUCUAGUCAGAGUGAUAUGGAAGGCUUGUUUUUAUACUUGAUGCACAAGCAGGGGGGGCAGUCUUCACGCAGAUAAAGUCUGCUUCAGUAAUAUAAAGCUAGUCCCACCCGAAUCCUUCUAUACUCUGACUGCUCUUCUUUUUU